This is a messenger RNA of Drosophila melanogaster (fruit fly), 2773 nucleotides long. It is a transcript of the gene Rh50, whose product is annotated as Rh50. The record is from RefSeq and is marked reviewed. The coding region runs from base 327 to 1709 and encodes 460 amino acids. Gene Ontology annotation, molecular function: ammonium channel activity. Gene Ontology annotation, biological process: ammonium transmembrane transport. Lineage: Eukaryota; Metazoa; Arthropoda; Insecta; Diptera; Drosophilidae. Gene Ontology annotation, cellular component: membrane; plasma membrane. The transcript is spliced from 9 exons.
GCAUCAGUGCGCGCCCAGUGCUCAGCCGCAGCAGAUCGUGAAUGUGAACGGAUAUAUAUAACAUAUAUCUAUACAGUUGAACAGUGUGCAUCCCCAUGUCUGGGAGAUAGAGCAGAAAAGCGCACAAAUAUUUGCACAUCCCAAAAGGGGAACAAGACCUCCUGUCCCCGUACACGUGCUGCAUCGUCUGCGGCCGGGAUCUGAAAAGUAAAAACUCCGACUCCGGUUCCGUCUCCACUUUUUACUCGAACUCCAAUCAGGAGCCGUUUCGUCUAGUUUUUUUUUCGUAUUUUUUGCCCGAGCUCCACGUCCUUCAUCUUGCCACCAUGCAUUCGCCGGCUGCCAAAGUGUCGGGCUACGUCGUCCUGAUGAUUGUGCAAAUAAUCUUCCUGGUUCUAUUCUGGCUGUUCGUGCGUUACGAAAAGACGGCGCUGCCCCUGGCAAUCGACGCCGAAGACGCUGGAUCAGCAAACGAACACGUUUCCAAAUAUCCGCAGUUCCAGGACAUCCAGGUGAUGAUCUUCAUUGGCUUUGGCUUCCUAAUGACCUUCCUGCGGAAGUACGGAUACAGUGCCACCGGAUUCACCCUGUUCAUGGCUGCUCUAGUAGUGCAAUGGGCUGUGCUCAUGAAGGGAUUCCUCCACAUGGAGGGCGGCAAGAUCAGCCUCUCCCUGGAGAACAUCAUUGAUGCGGAUAUAGCCGCCGCGGUGCCCCUGAUAAGCAUGGGCGCUCUGCUCGGCAGAACCACGCCCAUCCAACUCCUGUGCAUGUCCGUUUUUGAGGUGGCUCUUUUCGCGGCCAAUGAGUAUCUGGCUCUUCAUGUGUUCAGUAUCUGCGACUGCGGCGGCUCUAUCACUGUCCAUGCUUUUGGAGCCUACUUUGGACUGGCUGUUGCCCUGAUGCUGAGACCCGCCAGCGACCAGAACGAAACGGGAAAGCUAGAGGGCGCCAGCUAUACGUCGGACAUCUUCGCCAUGAUCGGCACCACCUUCCUGUGGGUGUACUGGCCCAGCUUUAACUCCGUUCUGGCCGACGGAGCCGGCGGCGAGCGGGCCAUUUUGAACACGUUCCUGUCAUUAGCCGCGGCAACAGUGACCACCUUCGUUGUAUCCGCGCUUGUCAGCCACGAGAAUAAAUUGGACAUGGUGCACGUGCAGAACUCGACCCUCGCCGGCGGAGUUGCCGUGGGCACGGUGUGCAACUUGCUGCUCGGCGCCCACGGAGCUGUCUUAAUUGGCAUUAUCGCCGGCACGGUCUCGGUGCUCGGCUAUCGCUAUUUAACACCCUGGAUGACGGCCAAUCUGAGGCUGCACGACACCUGUGGCGUGCACAACCUGCACGGAAUGCCUGCCCUGAUUUCGGCCAUUGCCUCCGCCAUUUACGCCUCGAUGGCCACCGUGGGCGAGUACCAAUCCGAGCUGCAGGACAUUUUCCCGGCCAUGGUGGGCACCAACGGAACCGAGACCAAAAUCAUGGGCGGUCUUGGCCGGAACGCUACUUCGCAGGCGGGCUACCAAUUGUUUGGCAUCGCUGUCACACUGCUCAUUGCCAUCGGAGGUGGUAUUUUGACAGGUGCCGUUUUGAAGUACACCAACUUCCGGAACCUGAAGAAGGACGAACAUCACCAGGACGAGCACUACUGGGAAGUUCCGGCUGCCGAGAACAAGGAGGAAUAUGAACUAGAAAAAGUUGACGAGCUUUUGCUUUAAGCCAAGUAAGCCAAAACUAAUGCCAAGCCAAAACACCCAGAUAAAUGCACCAAUGUGCAGAGAGCGCCCAGGACGAUGGGAUGUGGACAAUCCUUUUGUUGCGUUGUCCUUGCCUGCUUCGCUUAAUUUUUGUAGACAUUUGUCGCAUUUCAUUAAAAACUCCAACAAUUUACACAUUUAAUUAGCGUCGAGCACCAAAAAAACAGUAAUGCCAAAAUAAAAAGAAACAAAAAAAGUAUUAGCAAUAAAAAUAUUUUAAAUGUGACACUCUGCCCUUCUCCAACUCCUCCAACUCUUUUGUACACUUCGCAUGCCGGGCGCAAUUUUUAAUGGAAUUAAAAUCAUACACAUAAAAUCCAACAACGAACGUUGGCGCAAAAAGUUUAAAUAUGCUCGCCAAACUUUUGGAUGACGAUGCCGCCGCCACCAACUCGAAUUCCCAGUCUGCCGCCAACUUUAAUUGGCGCCCAUUUCUGUUGCGCAACUGGAAUGCAAUUGUCCCCGCCAACAAUUUGUAUGUGCGCGGCGCUCUGCACUAGGAGCUCUGUCCUCUGCACUCCGCUUAUUAAGUGGCCCAGGACAAAGUGCUGGCUAAUUAGGCGACUUUUGGCCAAGACACCAGGACACCUUCGCCGCCGCCCAGACGCCGUGACGCCCCAGCGAUCCCAUCCAAUCCGAUCCAGUUAGCUUUCUUAGCUUUUCCAGCUUUCUCGGCCGCACAGCUCAGCCGGCGAUUAGCUCACCUGGCGCCGAAGGCCACUAAUCGCCAGACAAAGACGGAGCAGGAAUAAUGUCUUUCAAACGACUCACAGUUUCGCCCACCAGCGGACAACUGGCCGAUAAGCUGGCGGCCAACUACUUAAGUUGGCUUUGUCACACCCCACGGACGCACAAACAAAGCCCAAAAGGCAAACAAUUACCGGCGACAGUUCAACAAGUUUCAAUAAAAAUUGUCAGCCAACGUCUUGGCCUUCUGCGCUUUGAUUUGGACUCAUUUACAGCGGCGAAGAUUAGUUAGUAAGAUUGUAUGGCUAUUGGAACGGUUCUCGUUUUGAAAUUCAGCG